This is a messenger RNA of Closterium sp. NIES-65, 5985 nucleotides long. NCBI's taxonomy places the organism in Eukaryota, Viridiplantae, Streptophyta, Zygnematophyceae, Desmidiales, Closteriaceae. The record is from the annotation of a GenBank genome assembly.
AUGGAUUGUCCGGGAGUCACGGCGGAGUUCUGCGGGGUUCAGGAUCCUGCAGCGGAGGACAAUAGAAAUCGAAACGAAGACGAUGAAGACGGGGAGGAGACGGGCGACGAUUUCGAGCUGCACGACGGGCCGAUUAACAAUGACGGCGGAGGCAUCUCAGCGGGAGGGCCCGGGUGGGAGGCGUUCCUACCGCAGGGUAGUCUGAGGGUUUUGCUGUGUUCUUCCCUUCCCCUCAACUCCCCCGCCUCCUCCCGGCUUUCUUCUUUCUCCCCGCGCCCUCUCCUGUUCCCAACAGUCACACCCGCGUCCAACGGCGUGCACGCGUGGGAGCUGCUGACGGCGAGCGGUGCAGCUCGGUUCGACCUGGUCCUGACGGAUGUGGUGAUGCCGGGGCUGUCGGGCAUCGGGCUGCUCACGCGCAUCAUGACGCGCGAGGCGCUUCGCGGCAUGCCCGUCAUCAUGAUGUCGUCGCACGACAGCAUGGAGAUGGUGCUAAAGUGCUUCCAGAAGGGCGCGGCGGACUUCCUGGUGAAGCCCGUGCGUAAGAACGAGCUCAAGAACCUCUGGCAGCACGUCUGGCGCCGAUGCCACUCGUCGACAGGCAGCGGCAGUGGCAGCGGCAGCGGCACGAACGGCAAGGUUCUUCGAGAGAAGCGGGGCGCGUACGAGGGCGACGGAGUGGGGUGCAGCUUCAACGUGAACGGCGGCAGCGACAACGGCAGUGGCACUCAGGUUCGUAUCGGCCCCCGUGCUGCUGCUGGGAACGAUGCUGCGAGUGAUGCUGGGAGGGAUAGCGAGAGGGAUUCUGAGAAGGAUGCUGGCAGUCGUCUGCCCUCUACCACCAAUGCUUGCUCUCCCCUUCCCCCUUCCCUCCCCUUCUCCCCGCACCCCUUCCACCGCGCCCCCCCACGCCCAUUCCCCCCCACCCGAUUCGCCCCCCCUCUGUUUUUCCCGCUCUCGUUCCUUCUGCUCGCGCUCGUUUGCGCCGUCAUUCUGAUCUCGCGUGAGGCGGCGCUGCAGAUCGGCAACGAGAGCGAGGAGGGUGCGACGCCGCGCGCGGAGGAGGACCGCGAGAACGAGGGCACGUCCGCCGAGUCCACGCGCGAGGCUUCCGCGGAAGCCAUGCUGCUGGGGGGGCUCACGCUCGCGGGGAAAGCCGCCGCGGCGGACGCCGCCGCGGGUACGGGCGCGGGUGCGGCUGGUGGCGGACCUUUUGGACCUUUCGCUCCCGGUCCUGCAGGAGAAGGGGCUCCGAACCUAGGGACUGAUAGGCUUGGUGGUGUCGGGAGCGGUGCUGUGCGGUGGGGGAGAGGGGGAGGAGGGAGGGGGAGAGGCAAGGGGGUGGCGGAAAAGGUGAUGCCCGGGGAGGCGGAGAUACGGGACGACGGGGGCGGCGGGGCGGCGCGGAGGGUGGCGGAUAGGGAUGGCGCCGCGUGCACGGGGCCCAGCAGGAGAGUGACAGAGGGCCGGAUAAAUCUCGAGACGACGCAAGAAGGGCGCGCAGGGGAGGAUGUGGAAAUGGGGGAGGGGGACGAGGAGGAAAGGGGUGUUAGAGAAGGAGGAGAGGGAAGGGAGGAGGAGGGUAUGGAGGUGGAAGGGGGCGAGGAGGGGCGGAGGGGCGAGGGGAAGGAAGCAGGGACGGGAGGUGUCGGAACGGCUGGGAAGGAACAGAGGAUGCAGCAUCAGGCGGCGCAGCAUCAGCACCAGGCGUCGGGCAACGUCUCCUCCGCUCUCACAGCGUCGCAAGGCGCGGUUGCCGCUGGCGCGCAUGGGAAGGGCGCGAAAGCGGCGCACGUGGCACACGCCAAGGCGCCUGGGGCGCACGGGGGAAAAGGGGUGCAAACAGGCAGGGUCGUUGGCUUCUGUGAGGCCGUGACGGGAGGCCUCGUGCAGAAAGACGCGCGUGCGUUUCCCCCCAUGCUGGGCGCAAUGGACGCUGGCGCUGCUGCUGUCCGCGUGGGUCACGUGGUGGCGGGGCAACCGCAGCAGCAGGUGCUGUGCAAGCCGUGCAAGCCGCCCCCUGUUGCUGCUACUGCCACCACUGCUGCUGCCGCGGGGAAAGGCGAUGCUGCCUGCGUCGGAACGCCUGGCGCGCUCUCCCAUUCCCCCGCGGAUGCGCGGGGCGGGGGGCUGCUGCUCAGCACGUCGGGAUGCCCUGGGGGGAGAGAGGGCGGGGGAAGCGGCGGAGGGGGAAGCGGAGGUGGGGGAAGCGGGGGAGGAGGGAGCGGGGGAGGGGGAAGUGGGGGAGGCGGGAGUGGGGGCGGAAGCAGAGGGGACGGGGGUAGUGGUGGAGGAGGCAGUGGGGGGAACGGAAGCGGUGGUGGGGGGAAUGGCAGCGGCGGCAACGGGAGUGGGGGAAAUGGCAGUGGGGGGAAUGGCAGUGGUGAGAACGGAAGUGGGGGGAAUGGGAGGACGGAUCGGUCUGGUGCAGGUGGGGAGUUGACAGAGGCAACAGCAGCGUCAGUGACGGGAGGUAUAGCUGGGGGAGGUCACAUGCACCGCAAUGGCAGCACCUCGGCUGUCACUCGUCUCCCUCUUGCCCCCGCCGCCCCAACCGCCCCUGCUGCCCCUACUGCUCCGGUUGCCCCUGCUGCCGUCCGUGUUGCUCCAACUGCCCCUGCUGCACCCGUUGCUGCUUCUCCUGCAGCUUCAUCCCCUGUGGUUCCUACCGUUCCCUUCGCCUCUUCUGCUGUUGCUCCAACUGCUGCUCCUACUGCGGCAACCACAGCGGCAGCAGCAGCUGCGGGUUUGUUUGCACGCCCGUUCAACCCCAGUCUUGCAGCGUCAGGGCUCCGCACUCCCCCACUCGGUCUCCCUCGCCCCCAUCCCCACGCGCUCGCGCACCCCCACCCGCACCCGCCCCCGCACUUCGCGCUCCAGCCUCGCGUUCCCCCGACCCUGCCGCAAGUUUCGCCACAAGGGCAGGGUGGGUCUCGAAGGGAGGAACAAGACGAGUUGAAACCAGGAGCGCAGCAGCAACAGGAGCAGCAAGAGCAGCAGGAGAUGCAGGAGGAGCAGAAGCUAGAGCAGGGCGAAAAGCAACGGCAGGAGCGAAAAGAGCGGCAAAAACAAGAGCAGCGGCCACAACAACAACAAGGCCAAACGCUGUGCCCUCGUGCUCUCACCCUUCCAAACGCAGAAAUGGCCGAAGCUGCAAACGGCACAGCAACCAACGCAACCGUAGCUUUCGUUGCCGCGGCUACACACAACACAGAUGCAGCCGCACCAAGAGAAGCAGCUGGAGACUCCCCACCGCUGCCGGCAGCACAGCAGCCGCGGCGGCGCCACCAGACCCACCACCACCUGGCGAAACACCUGCUGCCGCCCCCUCCGCCGCUCCCUGUCGCCGGUUCCUCCCCGGGUUUGAGACCGCAGGACGCAAGGAGAGAAGGGAGAAGAGACGAUAAGGAUGAAGGGGCGAGGAGAGGAAAGGAGGAGGAAGAGCGGAGAAUGGACUCGGAUGGUGCAGCGGCGGGUGAGGGAAUGCGGGAUAGGCGAGAGGACAGGGAAGGGAAGGAGGCGCAGCAGGUAGUGGCGGAAGGAGGGAAAGGGAAGGACUCGGAGAUUGCUCGUCUGGAAAGCAAGACUCCUCCGUCGCCCAGGGCGACAGGGCAGCCGGUGAAAGCGGUGCAGCAGGAGAGCCAUGGCAAGGUGCGUGUGUCAUCUACAGAAGCUCUGCACUGGGUGGAAGAGUCCAAGGCGCUGCUGCAGGAGCAGGUGCAGCAGGGGCAGCAGGGGCAGCAAGGGCAUAGGCAGCAUCACCACCACCACCACCGGGACCAGCGGCACCACCACCACCGCCACCACCAUCGCGGGCACUCCCACCCGUCUUUGCAGCAGCAGCAUAGUGUCAGUGUCAUGUCGCCUGCUAACCCUGGCGCCGCUGCUGCCGCCGCCGCUGCCGCUGCUGCUGGUGCUGAUGCGGCAGCAGCAGCUGCUGCAGAGGAUGCGAAGGUGAAUGCGAACGCAAGUGGCAGUCCGGAGGGGGGAGGUUCCAACCCUCACAAUGCUGCUGCUGCAGUAGCAGGGGCAGCAGGCGCAGCAGCAGCAGCGGGCGCAGGUCCGGUUGCUCUUUCAGGGCACCACCGAGCCUCGGCCGCAGCUGCGGCUGCCGUGCCUCGAGGCGAGGUUGGGAACGACGGGAGCAGCAACGUGUAUGCGAAGGGCGGCGGUGGCGGCGGCGGUGGUGGCUGCGGCGGCGGCGGAGGGGGAAGGAACGCGCGCGAAGGGGUUAACAACAGCAGCAGCAGUGGCGGGAACGGCAAUGGGGAUGGGAAUGGAAGCUCGGAGUAUAAUGAGAGUGGGGACACGGGGAGAGACAUGGCGGGGAGCGCGCGCGCAGGGAGUGGCGGGCGGAGUGGCAGCGGGCAAGGAUCGGGUGGAGGGGGAAGCGGACAGGGGAGUGGGGGAGGCAGCGGAGGCGGGAGGGGAAGCGGGGGCAGCGGAGGCAGUGGGGGGAGUAAGCGCGGGGAUGCAAGCGCGAAUGGGGCGCAUGAGUGGAGCAGAACGGGGGGAGGCGCGGGGGGCGGUGGGGGGAUACAGGCGCUGUUGUCUUGCGCCAAUGGCAGUGCGGUGGGGUCCAAGGACCAGGCGCAUGACACUGCGGGCAUGACAGGCGCGGGCGGACGCUUCCAGUCCCCACAACGGGGGAACGGUGAAGGGGGCAGUGGCGGGGAGGGAGGUACUGGCGCGGGGAAUGGUAUUGAGGGGAUGGGGAGUGGAGGAGAAGGCGGAACAGGGGGCAGGGGAGGGGAAGGCAGUGGGGGGGAUGGUGGGGGGAGUGGAAACGGAGGGGGUUCGGGGAGGGGAAGUGGUGGGGGAGAGGGGAGUGGGGGGGAGGGUAGCGGAGGGGAAGGGGGGACUGGGGGGCAGGCAAUGGGGAUGGGAGGCGGGGGGGCGGAGGAGGGGAGGCGGCAGUCAGGGGGGCAGUCAGUGAGGCGCGAGGGGAAUGCCAUGGGCGGAGAUGGCGGAGAGGGGGGCAGGGAUGGCGGAGAGAGGAACAGGGAUGGUACCGUUCCCGCCUCUGCCACAGCUGCUGCAGGCGCUGGUGCUAACGGGGAGGCUCAAAGGGGGUUGGAUGGGAUGAGGGAGAGAGGGAGGGGGAGUGCGUCAGAAGCAACAGAGGCGUUAGAUGUGGCAGCGAGGGAUUUGAGAGGAGAGGGAAGCGGUGGCGAGGCAGAGGGGGCGGAGGGCAGUGUUGGGCGAGAGGACGGUGGUGCUGCGUGUGCGGGUGGUGUUGGUGGUGCCGUGGGUGGUGCUGUGGGUGUGGUGGGACGGAAACGAGGCAGAGAGGAGGAGGCAGCGGGUGAGGACAUGGCAGGGAUGGGUGGACGAGAGGGGGGAGGCAAGAGCAGCAAGAGACGCGAGUGGCUCACUGAGGGGAUAGGGGCAGCUGGAGAGGUGCAGCGGAUACAGGCGCAACAGCAACAACAAGGCCAAGCGGAAGAGGAGGAGGAGGAGGGGCGAGAGGGUGCGGAUGUGCACAUGAGAGAGGGUUUUGAGGAGAAGCGGCAGGAGGAGGAUGGGGAGGAGACAGAGGAUGAGAGGGAAGUGGAGGAUGGUGGCGAGGAGCGUGGGGAAGGUGGGAGGGAGGAGGCGGGGCAGGAGGAGGGUGCAGCAGGGCUGCUGUCUCUAUCUGCCUCUCUCUCUGCACCCGCCACCACGCCUUUCCCUGCACCUCCCGCCAUCGCACCUACUGCUGCCGCUGCUGUUGCCGCCGCUGCUGCUGCUGUUGAAGGUCGCGGAGGAGAGGCGGUAGAAGGGGCUGAUGGGGGAGGGGAGCAAGCAGCGCGAGGGGCGGAAGGGGUGGAAGGUGCAUACAGUGCAGAGGGAGCAAGAGGUGGGGAAGGGGCUGGCAGUGCAGACGGGGCGGAGGGCAGUGGCAGGGUGAUGAGUCGGCAGGCGGUGCGAGAGGCGGCACUUAAUAAGUUCCGGCUGAAGCGCAAAGAGAGGAACUUCGAGAAGAAGGUGCGUCCGUAUUCUUGA